AUGCUCUCGGGGUGCUCGGUGUCCAGUCUCGCGGCGAGGUUCGCCUUCUUCCCGCCGGACCCGGCCACCUACGCCGUCCGCAAGGACGAGGCCACGGGCCGCCUCGUCGCCUCGGGCGUCCCGAGGGACAACGCCAUGGACGUGCUGCUCGUCGACACCAGGAGGGGGAACAAGGUCGUGGCUUUCUACCUCAGGAACCCCUGCGCGCGCCUCACCGUGCUCUACUCGCACGGCAACGCCGCCGAUCUCGGCCAGCUCUACGAUCUCUUCGUGCAGCUCAAGGUCAAUCUCAAGGUCAAUCUGAUGGGAUAUGACUACUCGGGGUACGGAGCAUCUACUGGCAAGCCAAGUGAAGAGAAUACAUAUGCAGAUAUUGAAGCAGUUUACCAGUGCUUAGAAACUGAGUAUGGAAUAAGCCAGGAAAACCUUAUCUUGUAUGGACAAUCUGUUGGGAGUGGGCCAACACUGCACUUAGCCUCUCGUUUGCCAAGAUUACGUGGUGUGGUUCUCCACAGUGCUAUAUUGUCAGGCCUCCGUGUUGUUUGCCAUGUGAACUUUACUUUCUGCUUUGACAUUUACAAAAAUGUCAAAAAAAUAAAGAAGGUGAAAUGCCCAGUGCUUGUUAUUCAUGGGACUGAUGAUGAUGUUGUGAACUGGUCACAUGGUAAUGAGCUGUGGAAACUGGCCAGGGAGCCGUAUGAUCCACUAUGGAUCAAAGGGGGCGGUCACUGCAAUCUGGAGCUGUACCCUGACUUCAUCCGCCACCUCUCCAAGUUCAUCCGUGAAAUGGAAAGUGUCACAACAAAAACAAUGCUCAAGAAGAUUCGACAGUCCCUGCAGCCAACAAAGGCUGCGCACCGCGUGAACACCGCAACAACCACCACCUUCACCACUAACUGCUGCUGCCGUAUCCGAGUCCGCAAACCGACCUGCCCCAGCUGCAACUUCAGCUGCAGCUGCUGCCAUGGGCUGAGGAACUGCUUCACAUUGCCAAAAUGCAAGUGCCCAGCCUGCCUCUCCUUCAGCUGCAGGGGCUGCUUCAAGUGCUGCUGCUGUGGCGGAGGGGCGAGUUAAAACCGAUCUCUAUGUGGGUGUGUAUAGGGAAAGGAACGGUCCUGGAGAUAUCUAACCAUUUGAAUGCUGUAGGAGUAAACUUAGAUUUUCAGUUAGUAGCUUCCAGUUCUUCCCCGUUCUCCUAUGUAGUUGCUCGUCAGAUUCGUAUAAUGAUGGCAUAAGCUGUGCACUGUCGAGCAUAGAGCAGUCGUAAUGUUCUGAAC
Lolium rigidum is the source of this 1277-nucleotide messenger RNA. Its product is annotated as alpha/beta hydrolase domain-containing protein 17C-like. The transcript is spliced from 5 exons. Lineage: Eukaryota; Viridiplantae; Streptophyta; Magnoliopsida; Poales; Poaceae. The record is from RefSeq and is a predicted model, not a curated record. The coding region runs from base 1 to 1074 and encodes 357 amino acids.